AUGAAUCAACUAACAACUGCUGCAAUUCGAACAUCAGCCGUAUGUACAAUACCGUUUGAAGUGGUAACUGGAGUAAGACAAAGAGCAGUGGCAGCCCCCUUCCUGUUCAAUUUCGCCAUCGACGAUAUUAUGCGAGGAACAGUCGAUCAGUGUCCUGCCAACAUCAUUUUAGCACCAUCAGGGUACCCCUUGACUGACCUCGAUUACGCCGACGAUGUUAUGUUCGCGGAAAGCAGCAGGGAAUUUCAAAAUGUUGUCAACCUUGUUUCGAAGCUGGCUGCAGCCUAUGGAGUACGUCUACACCCUGAUAAAUGUAAGCAGAUGUGGAUCUCUUCGAGACCUCGAACGGGAAUUAGGGUGGACGGACAACCGAUAGAACUCGUCGAUGAGUUCUGUUACCUGUGA
Necator americanus (New World hookworm) is the source of this 405-nucleotide messenger RNA. RefSeq lists its product as uncharacterized. The record is from RefSeq and is a predicted model, not a curated record. The transcript has a single exon. Lineage: Eukaryota; Metazoa; Nematoda; Chromadorea; Rhabditida; Ancylostomatidae. The coding region runs from base 1 to 405 and encodes 134 amino acids.